Scedosporium apiospermum is the source of this 2487-nucleotide messenger RNA. RefSeq lists its product as uncharacterized. NCBI's taxonomy places the organism in Eukaryota, Fungi, Ascomycota, Sordariomycetes, Microascales, Microascaceae. Gene Ontology annotation, cellular component: GARP complex. The transcript is spliced from 3 exons. The record is from RefSeq and is a predicted model, not a curated record. Gene Ontology annotation, biological process: retrograde transport, endosome to Golgi. The coding region runs from base 1 to 2487 and encodes 828 amino acids.
AUGACUUCGCCCAGUCUUUUACCAUCGGAGAAAGUCCACUAUGAUCCGAUUGAGGACUUGAAUUUGAUUUUCGGUCAUCCCUCGACUGUUUCCUCUAUUUCUCGAGUUCUCCACACCGUCCAGCGACACAAUGAUACUCUCUCCGCCGAUAUCUCCACGUUGGAGCUUGUCCAAGCCUACGGAUCGGAUUCGAGCCUUGAGAGGAUGCAAACGGCCCAACAGGACCUUGCAAAGCUCUUCGCCAAGAUCGAAGAUGUUCGGAUUCGGGCGACCGAAACCGAGAAAAGCAUCACCUCGAUGACUGCAGACAUAAAACGCCUUGAUGGAACGAAACGAAACCUUACGAGAAGCAUGACUGCCCUCAAACGGCUCCAAAUGCUGACCACGGCAUAUGAGCAGCUGAGGGUGCUGGCAAAGAGCCGACAGUAUCGGGAAUGUGCCGGACUUCUCCAAGCCGUCAUACAGCUUAUGAAACACUUCAAUAGCUACCGCAGCAUCGAACAGAUAGCAACCCUUAGCCGGGGAGUAUCUGAUCUUCAGCGUGAGCUACUGGAGCAAGUGUGUGAGGACUUUGAACUCGCCUUUGCGAAGGGAGAAACCUCUGCUCAAAAAACUACUCUUAUAGAGGCUUGCCUUGUUAUGGAUGCCCUCGGUGAAACGGCACGCUCCCGGCUAUUGGCUUGGUAUGUCAAUACUGAGCUUCGGGAAUAUCGCCAGGUGUUUAGGGGUAAUGAUGAGGCUGGUAGCCUCGACAAUAUUGGGCGUCGCUACGCAUGGUUCAAGCGCAUGAUGAAAACACAUGAGGAUGACCAUGCGGCUAUAUUUCCACCUCAUUGGCGCGCCAAUGAACUACUGGCCACGGCCUUUUGUGACGGGACCAGAGACGAUUUCCGGGGAAUUCUGGAGAAGAGGAUGCGGCGAGCCGAUGGUAGCAAUAUCGAUGUUAAUCUGUUACUAAAUUGCCUCCAGGAAACACUGGACUUCGAGCAGACCCUCGAUCGGCGGUUCGCGACCGGUCCACGAGCCAGCAUUGAUACCCUAAGUUCCAUUGAAGAUCGGGCGCAAAGCUAUAGCGGCUCAAUCUCGGUAGCCUUCGAGCCCUACCUGAACCUAUGGGUAGAGUCUCAGGAUAAGCAGCUUGCAGCGAUGAUACCAAAGUAUAGGAAUCAGCCUUUAACGCCCCCGGACGAGGACUUUUCUCCCCAGGCCGUCAUAACGUCAGCCAUUGAGCUUUUCCACUUCUACAAAGUGACGUUGUCACAAUGCGCAAAACUAUCAACCAGCGACCGGCUAUUGGAUCUUUCAAAAAUCUUGGCAAAGUAUCUCGACGAAUACGCUGAGCAAGUCCUCCUCCAUUUGCUCCAAGCGCCAGGGCAACAAGGUCCCUCACUGCAAGAUGUCAUUCUCGUUCUGAACACGGCCGAUUUCUGGCACAUCAACACAAAUCAACUCGAGGAAAAUAUCAAGAAGCGGAUUGAUCCAGAGUUGGCCUCCAAGGUAGAUCUCUCAUCCCAGUCGGAUGCCUUUCUGGGUGUGGCAAGCGCCGCUGUCCUGGCUUUAGUCCGGGACGUUACCAGAGACUGUGAUCCGGCCUGGCGGGAAAUGAGGAAUACCAAUUGGAGCACCAUGGAGAGCGUAGGAGACCAAAGUUCCUACGUCGGCGAGCUCCUAAAACACGUGAACGCCAAGGUCAAGCAGAUUCUUUCUGUUAUUCAUAAGUCUCAGUAUGCUCGCGCGUUCUGUGACAAUCUCGUUGAACAUAUUGCGAUGUCUUAUAUAAACAACAUAGUCCAGUGCCGGCCGAUAUCUGAAGUCGGUGCCGAGCAGAUGCUUUUGGACAAAUAUGUACUUACCAAAGCCUUCGAAAAUUUUCUCGCUCAUCACAACCCGUCAUCCGAACCGCAUCCUACCACAGGCGGGUUUGUAAAACGAGUAAACCAGGUCAUGGGCCGUAUGGACCCGCUCCUCAAGACGUUGCAAGUCCGGCCCACACCGCCAGAGGGUUUAGUCCAAGCGUAUCUCAUUCACAUUGGCGACCGAUCGGAGACGAAUUUUAGAAAGAUAUUAGACAUGAAAGGGGUAAGGAAACACGAGCAACCGCAUCUACUGGAGCUCUACGCGGUCCACAGGGAUAGCACAUCCAGCGCGAAGCUCGUGUCAAGCUCACCACUCUUGGCUUCACUCGUGCCGGCAGCUGGAGCUGCGGGUACUGGCAUUGGGUCGAUCAAUACUACCGCCAUCCUUACGGGACCUAGCCUCCAGGCGAAAUUCGACGCAGGCUCCUUGGGUGAAAAACUACUUAACGCUGCAAGGGAAAUGGGUACCAGCGCUUCGGACAAAUCGGGCCAAGGUGUCCCCGAAAAGGCAACUAUCAACGAGAACCUAAGAAGUUUCGGUAACUUUUUCAAGCGAGAUAUUGGUGGAUUAGGGGCCAGAUUUGGGAAGCGGGACGGCAGUGUCGGCGCAAGCAGCGAAGACAGGCGAUAG